CUGACCUUUUACUACAGUUAUAGCAUUACAUGCUUUCGCGGUCGGAGAUUACUGUACUGUUUGUAUAGUCUGCCUUCGUGAAACGAAGACUUUUCCUUUACCAAUUUUUUCAGAAAAUAGUCACGAGAAUUUCACACGACUAUCGGGAUGUUUGACAACAUGGUAUUACAUAGAUGAUUGAACUUAGUGUUGAUAAAGAACACCAUUAUUAUCUACGCAUGAUUUUGUUACAUAGAAAAACGAAGGGUGGUUAAACAUCACGUAUUUACCUACAGAGUCGCGAGGAACUUACGAUGAAAAGUUAUCAUAACAAAAUAACAUGAACUUGGAGCGCAGGUAUAAAAGGCAGGCAUGACCGCUGAAGGCCCCAUUGAAUAAGGAAGGAGGUAUACGAUAUCAGGCUGACAUUCACGCUCACUUUAGCCUCGUGUGUCCUGCGCAGCAGGUGGGUUGAGAAGAAAACUGACAAAAAUAAAACGGUAUUUUCUUUAUCUUUGACAACGUUUUAUGCUGGGGUCCGACAUAGCACUGCGGGGUUUUAUCGAGGACACGAGGAAAACAAAUCCAGCCGCCUUUGAAGUGGUCCUGUUGGGUGACUGAUAAUAUGAGCUAUGAAAGCGGGGAGCACGUCAAGUGGCCCCUAGCAUCUCCCUCUAUCAGAGUCAACGGUUUGUGUGUGGAGAACUCGGAGUCGGGAUUCCACGGAAAACUUCCCGGAGACUCGGCAGAUCACUGGGAAACUAACGGAACCCCUCACCUCCACCCGGACAACCUCGACUCCCAUCUGUCUAAAAAUAACAACAACCUGGUGGAACACAAAUGCUUUGAAGGACACCACUAUAUCUCGUUUAAAGGCCACGGAUACCUUGAAACAGUAGACGAGGAUAGACUUCUCACAGAAAAAUCUAAUAAUGACUUUUCAAGCAGUCGGAAAUUUUCUGACUUUGAUGCCAGCGACGGCGCGGUUAGUAACAGGAAUAUAGCUCGCCUCAGCAACACAAGUAGUGUGGAGACAGCUGGAUCAACAGGUAGUUCGCCGUGUAAUAAUUCAGCAACAGAUUGUGACUUAUCAGUAACAAGCGCCAACUGGGAGAAACAUUUCAAAAGCACACCUAAUAAGUACGGCGAUUUUCAUCAUCUAUCACCGAGAUUGGUGAGGUUCAAUUCAGACGAAAUGCAGAAUUUUAUCGGUAACAGCGGACCCCCUGCGGAGAGUCCCAGUAUCACCCUGCCACCGAGGUUCAAUAUAUUUAAAGACAAAGCCACAGAUACGGAGAAAAAUGCGGUUUCAGAUUAUUCUGGCAAUCCAGAUGAUUUCGUAUCAAGAGGCAGGGAUCUCGACACGGCUAUUAAGUGGUUAAGACAUGAAAUAUGGCAAAUGCGGAGGCAGGACUACCACCUGAAAAGACAAUUUCUCGACCUUAUUUCCACAAUACACCAUCUACGAGAAACCUCCCAUGGAAUGUACUGCAGCUCGGGAUCAGAUCUUUCCAGUUUAAAUGGCAGCACGGCGUCUCUGGAUGAGAACAGGCUGUCCUCGUCCCUAAGCAGUGCCAGUGCAUAUCUGAGAUCACAAGAGGCCGAUUACUUGACAGAAUUUCGAGCUAGGACAGUUUCUUUCAAUAUACCAAGAACGAGGUUUUCUGUGAGACCGAAAAGUAAAGAAUAUGUUUGAAUGCGCAAGCAACGUGGAGUCGUGUGAAGACCGAAACAAAUCAUUCCCAAUUUGAACAAUACGAAAAUGCGUUUUAUCAAACGCCAUUAGUAGCCUGUAAAAUUACCCAGAUCAGAUUAUCAGAAGGUAUUUUAUUCUAAACACACUGGCAGGCUUAAGAAAGGUUAAUUUUUUUAAAGGAAUCCGUUUUCUUUGAAUUUUUCAAUAUAUUAUUUUGUAAACCGCGUGUUUCAACGAUGGGCAUCUAGUUUGGUUGCUGAAAUUGGCUGCAUGACAAUUGUCCGAGGGUUCAUUGGUCAGAAUGUUCACUAUAGAACCUUCGAACCAAUGAACCCUUUUAAUAAAAAAAACAGAUGAAAAUGUUUCAUUUUUCGAACUUAUGAGACGCAUCCUCUGAAAUUAUGUUUUUUUCUAAGUCUGCAUUGAGCAAUAAGAGCAAACUUAUUAUUUUUCACACUUUUUUCUUUUGUCGAAACAUAUUUUCCCAAAGGUGCCUGUCUGGAACAUAGUACACUGGGAACACUUGCGUAUUGGAUACCAGUCUUGUAGAUAAAUGUGCUUUUUAUAAUAAUGUAAAAAGCGGCUACGCUCACGUAUGAAAAGGAAAAAGCAAGCAAAGGAAGAAUGUAAUUGGAAGUGAAGUGGUUAAGAUAUAUACGUCAAGGCGGUUGAAGUAAACACUAUUCAAACAUGUAAAAUAUUGCAGAACCUUCAAAAGUGAUUAUGAUUUCAACCAGUCUUCUCUUCAUGAUUACAAUGUACGUGGUCGACGUGGAAAAACAAGCUGGUUAAGGAUCUCUAGAGCCGCUGUUGUAAAGUCUGCUUCAGUGGAACUUGUUAUUAUUAUUGUUGUUGAUUUAAAUUAAUCCCAUUUUGUUUAAAAUGAAGGGUGAUGAAAUCACCAAAAGGGGCGAAUGCUACUGGUUUCUCGAGAUGUAAUCUCAUUCUUUCCACAGACUAGAAUUUAUGUACUGCGGCAACGUGUCAAAUGAUUUACAUUACCUUUAU
This is a messenger RNA of Lingula anatina, 2683 nucleotides long. RefSeq lists its product as uncharacterized. NCBI's taxonomy places the organism in Eukaryota, Metazoa, Brachiopoda, Lingulata, Lingulida, Lingulidae. The record is from RefSeq and is a predicted model, not a curated record.